AUGAUCGACGACACCCUGGUGGACCAUGAGCUCUUUGGCGGGGCUGUGGGCUGUUCGUUCCCGCAGCGCUUCAUAGAUAUCUCCCAGUUCAGGCCCGUGCCAGACCACCAAGAGGUGUUCUCCGAUGCCAGCCUGGACCAAUCACUGGUCAUCGAAAUUGUGGUCGACGAGCAGCGUGUGCUGACACCCCAGGACAUGCCCCGCCUGCCACCAGACUGCUUCAAGGCGCUGGUCGUGGGCCAGCAGGCGGUGGCCAAGGGACAGCAGGGCAGCAGCGCGCUGAACAAAGUGCAGAUCAUCCUGUGCUGCGUCCGGCUACCGCAGCACGGCAGCGACCUGCUGAUCACCCUCAACUCUCCGAUCUUCAUCAGCGAAAAGAGCGCAGCAGCGCAGCAUGCAGGUGCGGGCUUCAAGGGCGCGCACCUCCUGGCGCCGCUGCUCUUCAAGCAGAUCAUCGCCUCGUUUCGAAUCAACAACUGGGGGCUGUUUGGCGGCCGACCAGCACCGCAGUAG
This is a messenger RNA of Chlorella variabilis, 513 nucleotides long. RefSeq lists its product as hypothetical. The record is from RefSeq and is a predicted model, not a curated record. Gene Ontology annotation, cellular component: nucleus. Gene Ontology annotation, biological process: protein import into nucleus. Gene Ontology annotation, molecular function: small GTPase binding; guanyl-nucleotide exchange factor activity. NCBI's taxonomy places the organism in Eukaryota, Viridiplantae, Chlorophyta, Trebouxiophyceae, Chlorellales, Chlorellaceae. The transcript has 5 exons. The coding region runs from base 1 to 513 and encodes 170 amino acids.